Molecule: messenger RNA, 125 nt
Organism: Racocetra persica
Lineage: Eukaryota; Fungi; Glomeromycota; Glomeromycetes; Diversisporales; Gigasporaceae
Source: the annotation of a GenBank genome assembly
ACGAUAUCUAUGAUAAACUGAUUUCACAUUACUAUGGAGAUAAUAAGGAUAACAAUUCCAUUAGUAGUUAUAUGUGGUAUUCAACUGGUAAUGAUGAUUGUGAUGAUAAUGAUUACCUUCUCUAA